UCUGCAAUAAAGUCACCCUACACAAAAAAGUUAUCCUUUUUGUCCCUCCCGGUUUCCGUAGUGGCGGUUCAUUGGCUGCAGGCUGAUCACAAAACAAAACCCCUCUAACAACUUGUCAGUUAUUAAGGUCUCUUUCAGGGUGUUGUCAUGGAGGAGGUGACCCGCCUGGUUUCAACAGGAGACACCGUGAAGAUCUGGGAUGCAGUUUCCAUGGCACCACUGGAGCAGUUUAACCCACACAGCAUAAGCCACCCUGUUGCACAGGCCUGCUGGAGCUCCAACAACCAGUACCUGGUGAGUGCCAGCAGCAGCGGAGACAAACUGGUGGUUUCCAGCCUCAAAUCGACUCCUGUUCCUGUGGUGGAACUGGCGGAGGGGAAAAAACAAACCCGUGUGUGUCUGAGUUCGUCAUCUCAGUUUCUGGUCAGUGGAGGUCUGGAUCACUGUGUUCACAUCUGGGACCUCAAGACCAAAAGACUGCACCGCUCCCUCAAGGACCAUAAGGAAGAGGUGACCUGUGUGUCCUUUAAUGCCAAUGACAGCUACAUCGCUUCUGGCUCCACCAGUGGAGAUCUGGUCCUCCACAGUCUGACCACCAACCUGUCCAGCAAAGCCUUCGGCCACGGCAGCAACCAGCCCAUCCAUGAGCUGAGGCUGUCCUCGCUGAAGCGCUCCCUGCUGGGCAGCGUGUCCGACAGCGGCACUGUGGUCCUGUGGGACUCCAACACCCAGAAGGAGAUCCACGUGUUCGACAGCGCCCACAAAGCCCCGGGCUCCGGCUUGGCCUUCUCCCCCGCCAGCGAACUGCUGGUGGUCAGCGUCGGUCUGGACAAGAAGAUCGUCUGCUACGACACGGCCAGCAAGAUUGUCCUGAGGUCCAUCCGGGUAGACAGUCCAUUGACCUCGGUAGACUUCACUCUGGACGGUACUGGUCUGGUAGUGGGGUCCACUCAGGGGAAGAUCUACCAGUACGACCUGAGGAACUCCAGCUCCCCCACCAGGAUUACUGUGGCACAUAAAACCUCAGUGACCUGCCUGCGCUUCCAGAGCAGCAGCAGCAGACACAAGUCCAGCAAACUGGGCUCCACCAAGAUCGGCAGUUCUAAGAGAUCCUCAACCAAGCUGCUGAACAGCCAGCCAGACUCCGCCCCCAGCACAGGCCACGCCCCCCACAGAAAGGUGACAAGUACAGCAGGGGGCGCUACUGCAGGUGUGGGGGAGGCUGAAGGCCAGCAGGGGGCAGAGCAGCUUCCUGUCGUAGAGAAGUUCAGCACCGUUGGACGAAACAGUUUGGACGUCUUCUCACCCGCUCGGGAAGACGCUAAGACCCAGGGGACGGCUGGAGACACACCGUUCGGGAGGACACACGUUACCAGUUUGGAGAUGCUGUCCAGAGACGGAGAAGGUCAGCAGGUCAUAGGCCGAGCCAGUCUGGACAUCUUCUCCCCUGUCAGAGAAGAUGGGAAUCGUUGUGUUUCAGACUCGCACCGUAAGACUCCCCUGGGAACGCCUCUGGUCGCCUCUGCGGGGCGAUGCUACAGCCCGCUGUCCACCUUCCAAACCCCUCCACCAAUCAGAGAGGAGGAGCCGAUCCCUGCCGCAGCAGCUGAGUCAUGUGACUCCAGAAAGUCCGACAAAGCCAGUAGCUCCAGCCUGGAGGGGGAGGGUCAGACCACGCCCACAUCAUCCCAGCAGACCAAUUACAAUCAGCCAGCCCCACCCUUCUUCACUCCAGAUCCCGGCCUCAGGAGAGCCAAUGGUAUUCAAGCUCAGCUGAGCUAUGACUCACCUGUCCAGGGAGCUCCACCCACCACAGCAGGUCCAGCUCUGUCGGCGGCUGUUUCCUCCUCUCUGUCCCAGAACAUCGCAGAGGCGGUUGGACAGGCAGGAGCUGCUCCUCUCACCUCCCUGCAGAUCCACUUCAUUCAGAACAUGAUUCAUGACACUCUGGAGGACUUCAGGGACGCCUGCCACAGAGACAUCGUCAACCUGCAGGUGGAGAUGGUCCGACAGUUUUACGUCCAGCUGAAUGAGAUCCACAGUCUGAUUGAGAAAUACUCAGUGAACGAGUCUCUGGUGGAGGAGAUCGAGAGGCUGAAGGAGGAGAACCGCAGGCUGAGGGCCAACUACUGACCCACCACAGCAGCGUGGCAGGAGGAGCUGUCCCGCCCUGAGCCCAGUCUCUCAGGCAGAGCUUCUGCUUGGCCUACAGACGCCCUCAGUCUUCAGUCAGAAGUGGAGAACGCUGUCUCGCCGCUGACUGAAGACGACUAACAAACUUUCUCCCUCGUCGCCUCCUGUUGCUGAGGACAACUGCAGCAAAGAACGAACAGACGGUGGAAUAAAACGUCCAGCCGAGUCCAUCAAACUUCUAUAAACAUUUUUCGGUAUUGCAAUAUAAAAAAGAAAAAACAAUUUACUGCUUCAGUCUGAGGACGUCGCUAACAGUCGCUUACACUUUCAGAGGGACAUUUUCUUACAUUGUCAGCAGCUGGCUGGUUCAUGUGUGCCUGUAUCUUGUUUUUAUUAAUAAACAUUUUGUGCGUGAAGAAUAAAAAAAGAUUCGUACUGGAAAUUAAAGCCGUUAAAGAAC
Scatophagus argus is the source of this 2593-nucleotide messenger RNA. It is a transcript of the gene nedd1, whose product is annotated as NEDD1 gamma-tubulin ring complex targeting factor. The coding region runs from base 148 to 2133 and encodes 661 amino acids. The transcript has 16 exons. Gene Ontology annotation, molecular function: gamma-tubulin binding. NCBI's taxonomy places the organism in Eukaryota, Metazoa, Chordata, Actinopteri, Scatophagidae. The record is from RefSeq and is a predicted model, not a curated record. Gene Ontology annotation, cellular component: pericentriolar material; centriole; ciliary basal body. Gene Ontology annotation, biological process: microtubule nucleation; mitotic cell cycle.